AAAAAGGACAAAACACUGAGUGGAAGACAUUCACCUUGAAUCAACACAGAGAAGAUUGGCGACUCUUUCUGAGACAAAGAGCUGCUAAAUAGAUAAUUAGAGUAGCCCAAACUCUGUUUAGCAGAUGUUCCCAUCUCCGAGGAACUGAAGCAAGGUCUAAUUUCAUGAAGAAUGGAAAGAAGGUCUUCUAGAUAAGAAGAAAACAGACUAGCUUUUGGGAGGAAGAUAAAAUCUUCCAAGGAAUUCCAAGGGAGGACUGGCUAUGAAAGCUUGGUUGUUCCAGUAAGGACAUCCUCGAAACUGAAUGUAAUCCGUGCCAGGAGACACGGACAUUAUACCUGGAAAUUUCAACGGGGAAAAAAAUGGGCAAAGAAAGCUUGAAGAAAAGAAAAGGAGAGCACAAAGGAGGAGAGGAUGGACAAUCCAUUCAGAGCCAUGUACCCCAAACGAUGAACCUACAAAAGCAGGUGGGCCUCAUUAGUGGAAUCUGUAUGAUUGUUGGUACAAUUAUUGGCUCUGGUAUCUUCGUUUCUCCAAAAUCAGUGCUUGCCAAUGUUGAAGCUGUGGGUCCUUGUUUAACCAUCUGGGCAGCCUGUGGAGUUCUGGCAACAUUAGGUGCACUUUGUUUUGCUGAGCUUGGUACAAUGAUCACAAAGUCUGGGGGAGAAUAUCCUUACCUUAUGGAGGCAUUUGGCCCAAUUCCAGCAUUUUUGUUUUCUUGGACGAGUCUCCUGGUUACAAAACCCAGUUCAUUUGCAAUCAUCAGUCUCAGCUUCGCGGAAUACGCAUCAGCUCCUUUUUAUCCAGGUUGUGAUCCGCCCCAAGUCGUCAUCAAAUGUCUUGCAGCAGCUGCUAUUGUGGUAAUAACAAUUGUGAAUUCAUUGAGUGUGAAGCUGGGAAGUUACCUCCAGAAUUUUCUCACAGCUGCUAAAAUGAUCAUUGUUACAAUCAUUAUUGUAAGUGGAAUUGUUCUCCUUGCACAAGGAAAAACUGAAAACUUCAAAGAUUCUUUCAAGGACAGUAAAAUUUCUGCUAGCUCUAUCAGUUUGGCAUUUUAUAAUGGACUCUGGGCAUAUGAUGGAUGGAAUCAACUCAAUUACAUCACAGAAGAACUUAAAAAUCCUUACAGAAAUCUGCCACUGUCUAUAAUUAUUGGAAUCCCCUUGGUUACGGUUUGUUACGUUCUGAUAAACAUUUCCUAUUUCACCGUAAUGACUUCAACAGAACUCCUGCAGUCCCAGGCAGUUGCUGUGACAUUUGGAAAUAGAGUCCUUUAUCCAGCCACCUGGGUAGUUCCUCUCUUUGUGGUAUUUUCGACACUCGGAUCUGCCAAUGGCACCUGUUUUACUGCAGGCAGACUUGUUUAUGUUGCAGGUCGUGAAGGGCACAUGCUAAAGGUACUAUCUUACAUUAGUGUGAAGCGUUUAACACCAGCACCUGCUAUCAUAUUUUAUGGGGCCAUUACUAUUAUUUAUAUUAUUCCUGGAGACAUUAAUUCACUCAUAAAUUACUUUAGUUUUGCAGUCUGGAUAUUUUAUGGUUUAACUAUACUUGCACUAAUUGUUAUGAGGUUUACAAGGAAGGAACUCAAGAGACCUAUCAGGGUACCCAUCAUCAUUCCUGUCAUAGUGACAGGGGUCUCAGUUGUACUGGUAUUGGCACCAAUCAUCAGUGCACCUGAACUGGCCUAUUUGUACUGUACUUUAUUUAUACUCAGUGGACUUAUAUUUUAUGCACUUUUUGUUCAUUUUAAAUUCAGCUGGGCACAAAAAAUAUCAGAGCCCGUCACUAUGCACCUCCAGAUGCUUUUGGAAGUUGUUCCAGAAGAGGAAAUUACUGAAUGAAGUAUUUUAUAUCUACCAGGUUGUUUUUAAGUGCUGUACUAGUUGAAGUAGAUUCAAUUUAGUUUGGCACAUAUAUAUACUUGCUAAAUUGUUAUGUUCGUACUGGUGUAUUAGUUUUGCAACACUUUAGUACUUCAAAGCAUUAAAUAUAUAUAAUAAAAGAUUUCUAAGCC
This is a messenger RNA of Poecile atricapillus (Black-capped chickadee), 2017 nucleotides long. It is a transcript of the gene SLC7A9, whose product is annotated as solute carrier family 7 member 9. The transcript is spliced from 13 exons. Gene Ontology annotation, molecular function: L-amino acid transmembrane transporter activity. Gene Ontology annotation, biological process: amino acid transmembrane transport. NCBI's taxonomy places the organism in Eukaryota, Metazoa, Chordata, Aves, Passeriformes, Paridae. The coding region runs from base 363 to 1844 and encodes 493 amino acids. The record is from RefSeq and is a predicted model, not a curated record. Gene Ontology annotation, cellular component: membrane.